Molecule: messenger RNA, 7555 nt
Organism: Lineus longissimus
Lineage: Eukaryota; Metazoa; Nemertea; Pilidiophora; Heteronemertea; Lineidae
Product: sodium leak channel NALCN-like
Exons: 36
Coding region: 545-6067 (1840 amino acids)
Biological process (GO): positive regulation of synaptic transmission, GABAergic; calcium ion transmembrane transport; positive regulation of synaptic transmission, cholinergic
Cellular component (GO): voltage-gated calcium channel complex; plasma membrane
Molecular function (GO): voltage-gated calcium channel activity
Source: RefSeq, a predicted model, not a curated record
AGAAGAUGAGGAUGUGAAAAAAAUCUCAGCAUCCUCUCGAAAAAUGAUAUAUUUCACCUGAAGUCUUCUAUGGAUUUAAUUGAUUUUGUUAUUCUAUUGUAAAUAAGGUGUCAACUCCUGAAGUUACAAGACUGCAGCGUGUGAGAAGAACGUGAUACCACUAUCGUGCUAUUGACUCCCUCAUGAACUGUGAUAGGCAGGGAAAGUUCCUUUGUGGUAGUUGAACACACCAGGAAGUCUUUGCAUGAAAAAAGUUAAUAAUUGAUUAGAACAUGAAGUGAAGAUUAUCGUCAUCAAUUGUUGCAUUGAUUUAAAGUGCAAUUUUAUAUUUUGAUAUGGUUAGAACAGAAGUGAAAUAGCAAGUUCACUUAUUUCAUCUAAUAUGAAAUUGAUUGAUAUGAGAAGUGUAAACAACAUUAUAAUGCAAUGGUUCUGAAGUUGGGAACCAAAUAGAUUACUGAUGACUGAUGAGAUUGUGGCUGGUUCCUGCUGGUCAUUUCAUAGAAAUCUCUGAUCACUAACAAUUGACUGUGACCUUGUCAAAAUGCUCACUAGGAAGCAAAGUAUGGGGCGGGAUGCCGUCCCUCUGGCAGACUAUGGUCCAGAUGAAUUAUUAAACGACAGUGCAGACAUUGAAUGGGUGAAUAAAAACUGGGUGCGCUGGGUAUUGCGUGGAUGUGCAUUACUGAGUAUGAUCUCCGUCAGUAUGAAUACACCAGCAACAUUUGUCUCCUAUCCGGAGCUGAAGUAUAUCACAUACGCCGUGGAUCUGGUCAUAACAUUCUUGUUCACAGCAGAGAUGGUGGCCAAGAUUCGAAUAAGAGGUUUAUGGAAGCAUACAGAAGUCCCCUACCUACGAGACCGAUGGUGUCAGUUUGAUGGUGCAAUGGUCUUCUUCCUCUGGGUAUCCGUAAUCCUUCAAUCGUUUGAGCUGCGUGAGACAGAGGAGCCGUCCUACUCCUACCUGGCCAUCCUGAGGUGUCCGAGACCUCUCAUCUUGGUUAGAGUGUUCAGAGUCUUCCUCAAGUUCCAGCUCCCAAAGAAUAGGAUCAACUCCAUCUUGCAGCGCUCGAGUAACCAGAUCUACAAUGUCACCAUCUUCUUCCUGUUCUUCAUGUCUCUCCUUGGCAUCCUUGGUGUCCAGCUGUUCGGACAUCUCAAGCACCACUGUGUAAAGGAGGGUGUCUCUCCAGAGAACGUGACCAUCAAUGACCUCGCCAUCCCCGACGUGUAUUGCUCCAUGGAUAAGAGGUCUGGCUACCAGUGUCCUAAAGGAAUGAAAUGCCUUGCCCUGCAGCUCUCCAAGUAUGAUAGGGGAUUCAAUGGAUUUGAUGAAAUAGCAACGAGUUUCUUCACUGUGUACCAGAGUGCCUCCCAAGAAGGCUGGGUGUUCCUCAUGUAUCGAUCCAUUGACAGCCUGCCCUCGUACUGGGCAUUCAUCUAUUUCAUCUCGCUGAUCUUCUUCCUGGCUUGGAUGGUAAAAAAUGUCUUCAUAGCUGUCAUCAUUGAGACGUUCGCUGAGAUCCGUGUUCACUUCCAGCAGAUGUGGGGCUCACCAAAGUCAGCAUUGGACUCGGAUGCCUCUCAGGUACUUCACGGAGAUGGCAACCAGUGGAAAAUGGUGACCGUCGAUGAGAGCAAACCACGUGGCACAGCGCCUCCUAUGUUCCAGCGGAUCCUCAAAUCAACUGUAUUCCACAGCAUCAUUCUCCUGCUCGUCUUGGCGAACGCGUUCACAAUGGCAAGCGUGCGGUGUGACCCCCACAUAGAGGUCAAGUACGAGGAUAAACUGGAUGCCUACUAUUAUGCUGAGGUGGUGUUCACUGUCCUCUUCGUCAUCGAAGCCAUCUUCAAGAUCUGGUGUCUGGGCUUCUUACGCUACUGGAAACGAUCGCUGCACAAGUUUGAGUUGCUGCUGGCCAUCGGGACGUCACUGCACCUCAUUCCAAGUCUAUACAGGUCAAACAGUCAACUCACAUAUUUCCAGUGUCUGCGUGUGGUCCGCCUCAUCAAGGCUUCACCGAUGUUGGAGGACUUCUGCUUUAAGAUCUUUGGCCCCGUGAAGAAGUUAGGAAGUCUUGUGCUGUUUACCAUGUGUUUGUUGAUUAUCACGUCCAGCAUCAGCUUACAAUUAUUCUGCUUCGUCAAGGACUUCGAGCGGUUUGAUACAUUCCCGCAGGCCUACGUCAGCAUUUUCAAAAUUCUUACCCAAGAAUCGUGGACGGAGGUUAUGGUGGAGACUAUGCAGAAGGUUCACCAACACACCGGUACGCACUACGCCGUAAUACCGGUCGCUGUGUUGUUUGUCACUUACCAUAUGGUUCUCAGUGUGGCCUUCAUGUCCAUGUUUCAAAUCCUGACCCAGAAAGGUUGGGUCGAGGUGAUGCACGUCACCAUGUGGAAAACGGGCGAGCGGUUUGCACCGCUCGUCGCCAUCUAUUUCAUAGGUUAUCACUUGUUUGUUACGCUGAUUGUGCUCAGCUUGUUUGUGGCUGUCAUCCUGGACAACUUGGAGCUCGAUGAGGAUAUCAAGAAGCUGAAACAGCUCAAGGCAAGAGAGGCGAGUGCUGAGACCCAGCAGACGUUACCACUCAGGUUGAGAGUGUUUGAGAAAUUCCCUGAUCGGCCCCAAAUGAUCAGUCUGACAAAGAUUCCAUCAGACUUCAGCUCACCGAAGGUCCGCGACAGCUUCAUGCGACAAUUCGUGGAGCCGAGUGGUGACCUUGACCUUGUGAUGGAUACGAGGAACUCCCAGGAGGAAUUCCCGAAGCUUCGUAAGAAGGAUACGAAUAACCUGCUGUCGUUUAAACCUCAGGAUCGCAAUGGAGAUAUACACCAGAAGAUGUCAGGGGUGUCGGCUAUCAUAAGGGAUUCGAACCGCCAUAAGAUCCUGGGAGGAGAGUCAGCUCAGAUGAUUCCAGGCAAUGUGGGCACCAAGUCACUACUCUCUCAGCAGCAUCAGAUUAGAAUGGACAGGAGUUUGAGUACCCGCGGAUCUUACAAACUUGGAAGGAGCGUACGUCGUCGUAACUCGGGCAGCAUCAAGAUCAAGCAGUAUCAGUCACUGAAGGAAAAUGGUGACAUCGGUACGAUGACGAGCUCGAGACGGACAGAGGAUAUCGACAUCAAGAUCCUGCAGCAGAGGAAACAACAGGCUGAACUCAAACGUAAUCAGCAAGAAGAGGACCUGCGCGAGAACCACCCGUACUUUGACACCCCGUUAUUCGCUGUCGGUCGCGACAGCAGGCUGAGGCGGUUCUGUCAGCUGGUGGUCGAUGCUAAGUACACCCAUAUCAUGCGAGACCCUGUCACGGGGAAGGAGAUCAAGAGCAAAUAUAAACAGUUACACAAACUGUUGGGCCUGGUCACCUACCUCGACUGGGUGAUGAUAAUCAUCACCAUCCUCUCCUCCAUAUCUAUGAUGUUUGAGACGCCCCAUUACAGAGUGGUUGUAAAGAAAGAGCUGAAGGUGGCGGAGUACAGCUUUGUCAUCGCAAUGAGCCUGGAGAUGUCACUCAAGAUCCUGGCCAACGGUUUGUUCUUCACACCUAAGGCAGUGGUCAAGGACUUCGGGGGUGUACUUGAUGUGUUCAUCUAUAUGGUGAGCCUAGUCUUCCUGUGCUGGAUGCCCCAUGCAGUCUCCCCCCAGUCGGGUGCCCAGGCCCUCAUGUUGCUCCGCUGUAUGCGGCCUCUCCGUCUCUUCACACUGGUACCCCAUAUGAGGAAAGUCGUGUUUGAGUUGUGUCGAGGCUUCAGGGAGAUAGUUCUGGUCUCAAUCUUGUUGAUAGUGUUGAUGUUCAUGUUUGCGAGUUACGGUGUCCUACUCUUUGGUGGAAAGCUAGGAAGAUGCAAUGACAGGAAUAUAACUACCAGGGAGGACUGUGUAGGUUACUAUAUGAGGAGAGUGUUUGUCACCAAGCUGAAACUUGGACCAGGAGAGAAUCAGGCUCAUCCAGCUAUAUUGGUGCCCAGGGUCUGGUCCAACCCAAGAAACUUCAACUUUGACAACAUUGCCAAUGCUAUGCUGACGUUGUUUGAGGUGCUGUCUUUGGAGGGCUGGGUUGAUGUGAGAGACAUCAUCAUUGAGAGAGUGGGUGCCGUCCAUGGUAUCUACGUCCACAUCUUUGUUUUCAUCGGCUGUAUGAUCGGUCUCACCCUGUUUGUCGGUGUUGUCAUCGCCAACUACAGCGAGAACAAGGGAACAGCACUCAUGACCGUCGAGCAGAAACGUUGGCUCGACCUGAAAGGCAGGAUUAAACUUGCCCAGCCACUGCAUAUACCGCCGCGGCCGGAAGGGAAAGGGCUGAGGGCGAUCAUGUACGAUAUCACACAGAACAUACUGUUCAAGAGGCUGGUGGCAAUCAUGGUGAUUGCAAACUGUGCCUUGCUUUCUAAACCGUGGACAGUUGAAGAUUCUGACACAUUCAAACUGGCGACGACGUCUGCUGUGUUUACGCUGCUCUUCCUGAUGGAGGUGGUCAUGAAGAUGAUGGCACUCACUCCCCGCGGAUACUGGCAGAGUCGUCGCAAUCGCUUUGAUCUCAUGGUCACCAUGUUUGGUGUUGUAUGGAUCGUUCUACACUUUAGUUUAGCUUUCAAAGAGUACCUACGCGUCAUCAGUAACUACAUCGGUCUGAUCAUCAUCAUCCUCAGGUUGUUUACCAUCACUGGGAAACAUGCGACCCUGAAGAUGUUGAUGUUGACAGUCAUCAUGUCCGUCUUGAAGAGUUUCUUCAUCAUCAUGGGCAUGUUCUUCCUCAUGCUGUUCUAUGCCUUUGCUGGAGUCAUCCUUUUCGGCUGCGUCAAGUUCGGAGAGAAUCUAGGGCGACACGCGAACUUCCAGACAGCUUCUAAUGCGGUGAUGCUUUUAUUCCGCAUCGUAACCGGAGAGGAUUGGAAUAAGAUCAUGCAUGACUGUAUGAUCAGUCCACCAUAUUGCACAAAAGGUCCAAACUUCUGGGACUCUGACUGUGGCAACUUCUCAGCAUCCGUGGUCUACUUCAUCACGUUCUACGUCAUCAUCACUUAUAUCGUACUCAAUCUACUUGUGGCUAUCAUCAUGGAGAACUUCUCGCUGUUCUACUCCAAUGAAGAAGACGCCCUGCUCAGCUACAACGAUAUCAGACAAUAUCAAAACACGUGGAACUUACUCGAUAUCAACAGAAAGGGAGUGAUACCUGUACGGAGAGUCAAGUUCGUCCUGCGGCUCUUGAAAGGUCGUCUGGAGGUUGACCUGGAGAGGGACCGUCUGCUCUUCAAGCACAUGUGUUAUGAGAUCGAGAAACUACACAACGGCAAUGAUGUCACCUUCCAUGACGUCCUCAGUAUGUUGGCGUAUCGCUCCGUGGACAUCAGGAAGAGUCUCCAGCUGGAAGAGUUGCUGGCACGAGAGGAGCUUGAGUACACGAUAGAGGAGGAGGUGGCCAAACAGACAAUCAGGAACUGGUUGGACAAGUGUCUCAAGAGGAUCAGGGCCAAAGAGCAUUCUAAUCUGAUAACGAACCUCCGUGCGACCAAUGAACCUCUCUUCACCGUCACUGAGCAUGCUCAGAUGCCUAACGAGGCCAAGGAAGACGGGAAGGAGGAAGCGGCCGCUACAACAAGAACCAGGAAGAAAUUGGAGAGGAAUCCGAGCGCUCCAACACCUGGCAUGCUACAGGAAGCUGAGGUGACAUCGGAGGGGCCUCCGUCACCCAAAGCCCCGCAUUCUCCAAAAGUGCCCACAAAAUUAGGUGCCAGUGGAAAGUGGGCGCGGUUGAAAUCGGUCUACCGCCAAAAAAGAAAAUUGGCACCAAGCCGGAAAUAUCUCGCUCCGACGUUGAGUGAUGGAGCACUGAGAACAGACAAGGAGAGAACGGGACUGAAGAAAAGGAACACGAGGAUUGCACAAGGAGGCAAGGGUCUGGCUAACGUGACUGAAGGCAUGGAGGUCACAACACCACCUGAUGUGAGCAAGGCAGCAAUCUCGUCAUUCAGCCAACCGACCAGUGAUGUCACCGCCGAGGUGAAGGAUUGGUGGAAGGAACAGAUGAACUACAACAGCGGCUCCGACUCUGAUAGUAAUUGAUUGUGUUUUAAUCAGGUUUACAUGUGAGCAUUUUGAAAUAAGAGUGCAAUCUUGAAGGUUCUGAUUCAAAGUAACUGUUGUGAUCUCUAAAUGUUAAGCUCAUUGGAAGCUCGAGGCAAACUACAGGGUUCCUGUGUAUUUUCACACCAUUAGGUUAACUGACUUGUCAUGACCUAAUGCACUGGGGGGGGGGGGGGGGCUAUGAGAAAAUCAUAAAUUACUGAUAGAUGUCGGAAAUUGUUAGUAACUCUUGACACUGUGAUUUGGUCAGAAUUCGGAUUGUUGAGGUAAAACAAAUGUGUGAUUGCUCAGUUAUAAAUGGUACGAUUUAUUAUAAAAUCUAGUCACAAGAGAAUACAUGACAGAUUAAGUUUAUGAAUGUUAGCACGGAAUACAUGUAUCUAAAGGUGAUGCGACUUGUUUCAAGGUGAUUUCAUUACUGUAAAUAUCAUUAGAAAUCACCAUUUUGACCUGAAGUCGAUUAAAUACACCUGUUUGGACGAAGUUCAGGUUUUUGCAAAGGAUCCAUGUUGUUUCUGAGUGAAUGUUAUCAAUUGUUUACUAAUAGAGACUAUGGGAUGUUUUAUGGUGCAUACUGUUAACUGGCUGUGUACUGAAUUGAAAUAGACACAGAUUUCCUAAAUGUCUAUUGAUUUGUGAUUUGUUGAAGUUUGGUCUUGAUUGAUUGGAAAUCAGGUCAUAUACUGUGUUGAUUCUAUUGAGCCAGUUAAGAGGCACCUGUACAAGAGACCUAUUUUACAUGUAAUAGGAAACAGAUGCACCUCAGUUGGCUUAAUAGUGUUGACACAGUAAUUCUGUUAUAAUUGAUAAUUACCAAAUAACUUCUUUGUUCGAUACAGGUCGCCCAAUGGAAUUAGAUGUCAUUGCAGCUUUAACUUAUUGUAAAUAUAUUUGUUGUGGAGAUAUGUGUGUAUGAAUGGUGCUAGUUGACAAGUAAGGAUGGAUAACCAGGUAUUGAUGUCACUUUGUAAAGGACCAGAACUAUACGUUAACAGACCGUGAUGAUGAUUAAGGCGUGUGUACAAGACGUCAUCCUCUCAGUGUGUCUCCCCCUGUGGUCUUGGUCACAAUCUGGUGUUCCUUUCAUUUUACAACACAACACGAACCAGUCAUGGUCCCAACCUUUCAUCGGAAUGUAAAACUUGUCUGAUAAUUAGCGAGAUUGUUCUAUAUUUAGUAAGACAUCGAUAUAAAUUUUAUUAUCAAAAUUAAUAUAUAUUGUUGUUGACUGUACAUAAGAGAUUUGUAUGUCAGAAAUAAAUGAAAGCAGAUAAAUCUGAUAUAACUGUGUUUUUCAUGUCUAUGCAUUAUUGGAGAUACGGAGCUUGUUUUGUUGAUGCAGUAGCAAAGUUGAAUGAUACUUCUUUCUCUACUAUACAUGUACAGGGUUGGCGCGCCCGUUUGCAUUUGAUCAAAGUUUAUCAAAAAGAUCCACUUCCACACCAAAUGCACCAAGGAACGAUCGUU